Messenger RNA from Aureobasidium pullulans EXF-150, 1959 nucleotides. RefSeq lists its product as uncharacterized. NCBI's taxonomy places the organism in Eukaryota, Fungi, Ascomycota, Dothideomycetes, Dothideales, Saccotheciaceae. The transcript is spliced from 3 exons. The coding region runs from base 1 to 1959 and encodes 652 amino acids. The record is from RefSeq and is a predicted model, not a curated record.
AUGAGCGCCUCAAACCCCGCCGCUCCAAUGGCUACCCACAACAACAGUCACCAAGUCGAAAAGACAGGAUGGCCCAUCCAGACAGCAAAAGAGAUCAGUACGGACACUGGACCAUCGUUCGAUGCCGCCGCCUUGGAUCAGAACUUCGCAGCCGCAGCACUCGCUGAGGACUUUGAUUUUGCAACCGCAGAUUUUGGAACUCUUCCCGACCUCUUCACAAUGGAAGGCCAGCCGACGGAAAACAACCACAGCCACAACAACCACAUGAUUAUCAGCAACAACAACCAUUUCGACGGUGACUACGACGAGGCCCGUACAGCAAAGACUCCCGGCUGGAGCUUCGGUCACGGCAACGCCGACAACAUGUCCUACCAAACCGCUGUCCAUGCCAACGAGGGCUACCAGUCUUACGGCGGCCAGAUACCUUUUCAGCCAUCCUCUGACGCAUAUGGAGUCCAGACCCCCUAUGUCAACCGCAACUCAUUCUCCCCACGUUACGAGUCGCCUACCGACAACUACGACCGUGUCCCUGAGCACAGCUUCAACAUUGACGACAGCACAAGGACCGCCGAGGACUUUGUCCCGCCCGAGAGUCCUCUGGCUGCCAACUUUGCCGCUUCGACCGUAGCCCUUCCUACCACCAAGCCAGGCUCUGCCAAGAAGACAACCAACAAGGUGCCCAAGAAGACCCCCGCCCCUCGUACCAAGAGCUUGGCCAAGUCGAAGUCAAAGGCCCCCUUGAUUGAGGAUGACAGUGGCGCAGAUGACGACGAAGAAGGACGCAAGGUUGUUCCAACUACUCGUCCCAAGGGAAAGGGUAAGGCGGUUGUGGUCGAAGAAGAUGAUGCCGGUGACAACGAAGAAGAAGCACCCAAGUCUCGCGCCUCAACUCUUUCCAAGGGCAAGGAAAGAGCCAGACCGUUCGUGACCGCCGAUGAUGGUGAAGACGAGGAUGAGGACGAAGAUGGCGACAGUCGCAUGAAGACUGCGCUAACUGCUGCCUCGGCCAAAAAGGGAAAGGGACGCAAGCGUCCCGCCGCCGGCCAGGCGCCUGUCGGCGCGCCAUCGAAGAAGCCCAAGUCCAGCACUCCCAGAAAGUCUUCCCUGAAGAAGACCACAACAGGCGCACAGAACACCAUGGGACACCAGCGCAAACGCGGAGCUGCCAAAAACGGAGUAAUUGUCAGCACCAAACCCAUCCCCAACAGCUUUGAGGACUGUAGCGAAGGUGACAAGGUGCUGAUCACCACUCGCGAUGCUGGCGGUUCUUGGGCCGAGUGCAAGGCCGCCUACUUCAAGGCCACUGGCAUCCAGCACGGCAACUCUACCCUUCCCAACCGUUACGAAAGACUCAAGACUGCAUUCAUCGACAUGCGUGACGAAGAUAACCUCCACCUUUUCGACGCCAAGAAGAACAUCGAAGAAGAGUUCAACAAAACCAAGUGGGCCAUGAUCUCCAAGGCCAUCGAGGACAAGUCUGGCAGCCGCAUUGAUCCCAUGGACCUCAAGCGCCGCUUCAAGCAGUUGAUGGAGAAGACCGGCUUCGCCGUCGACGAAGGUUUCGCUCGCAAGGACGUCGACUUCAUAGGAGAAGGCGAUGACUUCGAGGAAGAUGUCGACGUUGAGGAUACCCCCGAGCCCUCUCGCAAGUUGCCCAACAUCGAAUGGGAUCCCUCUUAUGAGGAUGAGGAGGACGCUGUCGGUGGUGCUGAGCUGGAACACUACGACGGCAACGAAGAUGCUAGAGACUUUGAUGACUCCCACUUCGAAGACUCUCGUUUCGACGACACCCACUUCGAUGACUCCCGCUUCGACGACUCUCACUUCGACGACUCUCGUUUCGAGCAGUACGGCGAGCAGUAUGGCGAGCAGUAUGGCCAGCAGUAUGGCGAGCAGGAUCAGGAGCAGAUGGAUGUCGACGAUGACGAUGAGGAGGCUGACCGCGGUCCCGCCUGGUAG